AUGGAGCAAAUAAAGUGCCGGCUUUCCUGUCUUGGCAGCACUGGUGGUGUGUCCCACUGCCCGAGUUCCAUGCUCACUGGAUACCCGUCCUGGAUACCGUCUCUGACCCGACUGCUCUUUUCAUCUGACAGUACGCUUCCUUCCCAGCCUGAGUGGGCUGCCCUCAACGCCCCACUGCCUCCUCACCUCAUGGCCAUGAGAGCUGCCUGCCUCUUCCUGCUCUUCUUGCCUGGCCUGCUGGCUCAGGGCCAAUACGACCUGGAUCCUCUCCCGCCGUUCCCGGACCAUGUCCAGUACAACCACUAUGGCGACCAGAUAGAGAACGCAGACUACUAUGACUACCAAGAAGUGAGUUCUCGGCCCCCUGAGGAACAGUUCCAGUCCCAGCAGCAAGUACCACAGGAAGUUAUCCCAGCUCCUACCCCAGAACUGCCAGCUGCAGGGGACCAGGACACCGAGCCCACGGAGCCUGGCCCUCUUGACUGCCGUGAAGAACAGUACCCAUGUACCCGCCUCUACUCCAUCCACAAGCCUUGUAAACAGUGUCUCAAUGAGGUCUGCUUCUACAGCCUCCGAAGAGUAUAUGUGGUCAACAAGGAAAUAUGUGUCCGCACAGUCUGUGCCCAUGAGGAACUUCUCCGAGCUGACCUGUGCCGAGACAAGUUCUCCAAGUGUGGUGUGAUAGCCAACAGUGGCCUGUGCCAGUCUGUGGCUGCCUCCUGUGCCAGGAGCUGUGGGGGCUGCUAGGGUGGAGCUGGUGCGAGAUUCGAGCCCUGGACCCAGCUCGGAUCCACCUCAGGCCCUGCCUGACCUGGUGCUUUCUCUCCCAUCUUGCCCUCCCUUUCAUCCCGGACAUCAGUGGGCUGCUGCCCUGGGGAGUGUGGGCAUAGCUGCCUUGGGCCCCUUCCCAGCCUGUGGCCAUCCCUAAGUGGGGGCUCCUGACUGUCCAGUCUCCACCCCUUAAUGGGGUUCAUCCAAGGCCUCUUUGUGAGGCCUGGGGUUCUCACUGUGCCUUCUCAGUGCCUGGGGGCAGUCCUCCUCAGUCUCCUCAGGUAGGCUGUGCCCCUUACCCAGCUGGUCUGCUUGGAUUUCCCACGCCCCCAGGCAUGGAUCACCUGUUUUAUACAAAAUAAUAAAGUUUUUACAAAAGA
Rattus norvegicus (Norway rat) is the source of this 1151-nucleotide messenger RNA. The record is from RefSeq and is a predicted model, not a curated record. Lineage: Eukaryota; Metazoa; Chordata; Mammalia; Rodentia; Muridae.